GACGCUUUCAAAUUUGACCCAACUCUGAAAGCAACCCAUUUUUAAAGAAAGUUUCAGCUGAGACGAAUGCAGCCUAUUAAAGUUCAUCAUUUCUCCCUAGGCUGAAAAUGGGUUUCUUCUGAUUUUACAGGAAAAAUAGAGAAAAUCAUAGAAACAGGGGAACACCAUGAAAAUGGGUUUCUCCGAACUUCUUCUAUACCUUUCCCCCAUCGUCCUUCUUCUGGCUACGCUCUCCACUGCGCAGCCAACCUUCGAAAACUAUUGGUGUGUUCCAGGCUACGGCAAUUACACAAGUAACAGCACAUUCAAGGCGAAUCUCGACCGCGUUCUUUCUUCGCUUUCCUCUGCUUCCACCAACAAUGGCUCCGGAUUCUACAGCAUCUCCACCGGAGGCCAGAACUCCGUCGACAAAGUCAACCUCAUUGCCCUUUGCAGAGGCGACUUGACGCCGGACGUCUGCCGAGGCUGCCUCAACGACUCAAUCGGCGAGAUCGUCGACCAGUGUCCGUACCAGAAACAGGCAAUCGGAGUGUACGAAAAGUGUAUGCUGCGGUAUUCGAAUCGCUCCAUUCUCGGUACGGUGGACAACUACGUCACUUUCUUCAUGACAAACCCGGAGAACGCCUCGAACCCAGACCAGUUCAACCGCGCGUUGGGAAGCUUGUUGAACGAUCUGCGAGCCCAAGCGGCGUCGGGCUCUUCGACUCUGAAGUUCGCGACGGGCACUGUGAACGUUACGGAUUUCCAAAAAAUUUAUGCCCUGGUUCAGUGUACUCCCGAUUUAACAGAGUUUGAUUGCAACAAUUGCCUGGAAGAUGCUAUUAGCCGGGCUCAGCAAGGAAAAAGAGGAGGGAGAGUCAUUAAACCCAGCUGCAGUCUUCGGUUCGAGGCGCUCCAGUUCUAUAACUCGACGCCUGAGGCGCCGCCGCCGUCUUCUCCAACGUCUCCUCCGCCGCAGACCGGUACCACAAGCACAGGCGGGAACGGUAGCAACACAGCCCGAACAGUCAUCAUAAUUGUUGGGUCAACAGUUGCUGCUGUGAUACUUGUAAUUCUUAUCUGCUGCUUCUUUAGGAGGAGGAGGAACUGGGAGAAAAUUGAAACCGUGGACGAAAUUAGAAGUGUGGAAUCCUUGCAAUUUGACUUUGGCACUAUUAGGGUUGCAACAGAUAACUUCUCUAACGCUAAUAAGCUUGGACAAGGUGGAUUUGGAGCAGUUUACAAGGGUAAGCUUUCCAGCGGACAAGAAAUAGCAGUGAAGAGGUUGUCUGCAGGAUCUGGACAAGGUGACCUAGAAUUCAAGAAUGAGGUUCUGUUAGUGGCGAAGCUUCAACACAGGAAUUUGGUUAGGCUUCUGGGUUUCUGCUUGGAAGGGACGGAGAGGCUUCUCAUAUAUGAGUUUGUGCCUAACACAAGCCUUGAUCACUUUAUAUUUGACCCAUCGAAGCAUUUUCUGUUGGACUGGGAAAGGCGUUACAAAAUUAUAGGAGGCAUUGCUCGAGGGCUUCUUUAUCUUCAUGAGGAUUCCCGACUUCGGAUCAUUCAUCGUGAUCUCAAAGCUAGCAAUAUUUUGCUAGAUGCAGAGAUGAACCCCAAAAUCUCAGAUUUUGGAAUGGCGAGGUUGUUUAUAGUGGAUCAAACACAAGGCAAUACAAAUAGAAUUGUUGGGACCUAUGGAUAUAUGGCACCAGAGUAUGCGAUGCAUGGGCACUUCUCAGUUAAGACCGAUGUCUUCAGCUUUGGUGUAUUGAUUCUGGAAAUUGUGAGCGGCCAAAAGAAUCACUGCUUUCGCAGUGGGGAGAGCAUAGAGGACCUUCUAACCUAUGCAUGGAAAAAUUGGAGGGAAGGAACGCCAUUGAAUCUGAUGGAUCCAACGCUGAGGGACGGCUCGAGAAGUGAAAUGACAAGAUGCAUCCAUAUUGGGUUACUGUGUGUUCAAGAAAAUGUAGCAGAUAGACCAACCAUGGCCUCAGUUGUUCUCAUGCUUAGCAGCUACUCUCUCACUCUCCCAGCACCAUCAGAACCUGCAUUUUAUGCGGGCAGCACUAUCGAACCAGACAUGAUGCUGCAGGAAAAUAGUACCUGGGUGACACACUCAGAUCAAUCGAAAACUAAAAGCGACCAAUUGCAUGUAGUUAAUGAUGACGCUAUAAUUACCGAAAGCGAGGUGUACCCACGAUAGUGAUAUGAAGACUAAAACAAAUGCUAUGAUUUUUUGUGUUUCUUUUUAAAUUAUAAUACAUCUAGUCAUGUUCUGUGAAAAAAAAUUAUAGAAAUAUGUGGUGGUCCAUGAGGAAUAAGAGCUACUGUUGGCUUUGAGAGAUUGAAGUUUCAAAACAGAGCAUUUGACGAUAUCAGUUGGCUUUGUACGUUAGUCAAUCAAUGUCUGCCUACUUGACUUAUUCAAAGCAUAUAUGACUUUGUCCAGAUUAAAA
Malania oleifera is the source of this 2435-nucleotide messenger RNA. RefSeq names its product cysteine-rich receptor-like protein kinase 44. The record is from RefSeq and is a predicted model, not a curated record. Gene Ontology annotation, biological process: protein phosphorylation. The coding region runs from base 167 to 2182 and encodes 671 amino acids. Gene Ontology annotation, molecular function: protein kinase activity; ATP binding. NCBI's taxonomy places the organism in Eukaryota, Viridiplantae, Streptophyta, Magnoliopsida, Santalales, Ximeniaceae. The transcript is spliced from 7 exons.